Molecule: messenger RNA, 924 nt
Organism: Papaver somniferum (opium poppy)
Lineage: Eukaryota; Viridiplantae; Streptophyta; Magnoliopsida; Ranunculales; Papaveraceae
Product: pentatricopeptide repeat-containing protein At5g24830-like
Exons: 6
Coding region: 1-924 (307 amino acids)
Molecular function (GO): protein binding
Source: RefSeq, a predicted model, not a curated record
AUGUGGCAUCUCGCUUGGCUGAGAGGGCAAUUUGCACUAGAUGUGUCCGAUGCUGCAUUGGACAUCGUAUUGACUGAAAACUACGAUCUGGUAUAUGGCGCUAGGCUAAUUAGGAGGUGGCUAGAGAAUAAAGUGGUGACAGAGUUAUCAAAGAUGCUUAUAAGAGAGGAGAUUGAUGAGAAAUCUACCGUGUAUAUUGAUGCAAGUCUAGAUGGAGCUGAACUUACUUAUCGAGUGGAAAAGAAUGGUAGAUUGGUGAAUGCCAUCACUGAAAUUGCGCUUGAUACUACUGCAAGUGGUUUGAACAUUAUACACUUGGUAAUCAUGCUUAUGUUCUUGCCUUUAUUGGUCUCGCUGGAACUGGAGUUGACGCUGAACACACAAAUCUACUGCCAGCGAUUUUAUAUGAAUAUGGUCAGAAUUCAGCCGGAUUUGUUUACAUUGUGCAUUCUGAUUAACUGUUAUUGUAAGUUAGGUGAUGUUGAUUGUGGGUUUUAUGUGUUUGGUGAAAUGAUUAAGAGGGGUUAUGAGCCUGAUACUGUAGUUUAUACCACUCUGAUUAAGGGAUUGUGUAUGCAGGGACUGGUAAGGAAUGCGAUAAAGGUGUUUGAGAAAAUGGCUGACGGGGGUGUUCGGCCGAAUGUUGUUUCAUGUGGAACUGUUAUAUAUGGGCUUUGUAGAAUUGGGGAAGUUGAUCUUGCUCUAGAGUUGCAUAGAAAUAUGGUGAAAUGGAAAUGUAGUCCUAAUUUGAUCACUUAUAAUUCGUUGAUACAUGGGUUUUGUAACGUUGAACGGGUUAGCUCUGUGGUAAAAGAAGAAUUGAGUAUGAAUGAUUUUCAAUCCAAGGAUAUUCUGCCGGCUAGUGAUGAUUUGAUUACAGAAAUUAGUAACGGUGUUAAUGGAAAACAUCAAACAGAUUCAUAA